CGCCAACCUCACCCCCCAUCUCGACUGCGCUGCACCUCCCAGACCAACCCCGAUCAACCGAGAACGCUUUUCAAGCACGUAAACCACAAUAACCACCUGCAAACCCCACCAUGCCGCCCGCAAAGAAGAGAAAGACGGCCGCCGCCGCCAAGGCAGAAAAGGCUCUCGACGCCGACGUCCCAGCCGAACAGCCCGCGACCAACACCACAGACGCCACCCAAGACGAGCCCUCACAAGAAGACGCGGCGCCGGCCGAAGAAACCACACAAGCAGGUCCCUCGGCAGCGGCACCACCACCACCACCACCCACAGCAGAGGCCGCGGCCGACUCAGACACGCCGGCAGCGACCCCGAUCAACCCCGCCUCCAAGGCCGCCGACAGCAUGGCGCGCGUCAAGACGCUGCAAGCCCGCGCCAAGUCGUCGUCCUGACUCUUACCUCAGAGAGGCGACGCUCGAGUCGCAGCG
Verticillium dahliae VdLs.17 is the source of this 467-nucleotide messenger RNA. RefSeq lists its product as uncharacterized. NCBI's taxonomy places the organism in Eukaryota, Fungi, Ascomycota, Sordariomycetes, Glomerellales, Plectosphaerellaceae. The transcript has a single exon. The coding region runs from base 111 to 431 and encodes 106 amino acids. The record is from RefSeq and is a predicted model, not a curated record.